CCGCGCGACGCGACGGGAGCCACCACGCCAUUAGUUCGCCGCUCCGCCCCGCCCCGCCCCAACCGCCACCAUCCCCGAUCUCGCCGCGCCUGCCGGCCCGCGAUCAGGCUCCUCUCCUCUCCGACCGCCCCCGAGCCUCCUGAGAUUUCGAGUCUGAACCCGGCGUCCCAUGGUGGGUCCGCCGCAUCGGGGCCUCGAGAUCUAGGGUUUCCGCGCCGAGCCGCGACGGGGGCGAUGGGGCGACGGAAGGCCACGGCGGCGGCGCCAGGGGCGGCCGCGCCCGCCCGGGGCUCGUCGAGGGCCGCGGACGGCGUCAUAUCAGAAAUCCGGGAGAAACAUAAACUGGAAUUGGAGAAUUUGACUCUAACAAAGCACCCAUUCAGGACAUUGCAUUUUUUCAUGCUAGCUAUGUUGCAAUACUUGAAAAGAUUAGCAACAUAUAUCCUGAGUAAACGUGCUUUGUUUGCUGUCCUAAUUGUUUUGGUGGUGAUUCCUGGGGUUACACUUCUGGUUACAGAUGGUCUACACAAAAAGCACGUUCAGGAGUUCCUUCAUUAUGCUAGGUUUGUGCUGUGGUGGGUUUCAUUAGGUGUGGCCUCGUCAAUCGGACUAGGUUCAGGUUUGCAUACAUUUGUGCUAUAUCUUGGGCCCCAUAUUGCUCUCUUCACUAUUAAGGCUGUUCAAUGUGGCCGGGUUGAUCUGAAGAGUGCUCCAUAUGAUACCAUACUGCUUAAACAGGCACCAUCAUGGCUUGACAAAAAAUGUUCGGAAUUUGGAUCGCCAAUGUACCCUGCAACAGAUCAUUCAGUGAUGAUCCCGGUCUUUGAUUUACUCCCUCAGGUUCAGUUGGAAGCUGUUCUUUGGGGUAUCGGGACAGCACUUGGCGAGCUCCCUCCUUAUUUUAUAUCACGAGCUGCUCGUUUGUCAGGAAGUGAGUUAGAAGCUGUCAAGGAGCUGGAUGUUGCUCCUUCGACAGAAGAUGGUCCAGUUGCAUCCAAUGUGAAUCGUACAAAACGCUGGCUUCUUUCUCACUCUCAGCAUCUCAACUUCUUCACUAUCUUGAUACUUGCUUCGGUUCCAAACCCGCUGUUUGACCUUGCUGGUAUUAUGUGUGGUCAAUUUGGCAUACCCUUCUGGGAGUUCUUCUUUGCAACUUUGAUUGGGAAGGCCAUAAUCAAGACUCAUAUCCAGACUCUGUUUAUCAUCUCGUUAUGCAACAACCAACUCUUGUAUCUUAUGGAAAAGGAAUUAAUCUGGAUAUUUGGCCACAUUCCUGGGUUUUCUGCCAACUUGCCAUCUGUGAUUGCCAAACUCCACAGUGCGAAGGAGAAGUAUUUAUCACCACCGGCGUCAGGUUCACCAUCAUCACAAAUUGAGGAUAAACAGUGGAAUUUCUCAUUUGCAUUUAUCUGGAACAGUGUAGUAUGGCUGGUGCUUAUGAACUUCUUCAUUAAGAUUGUCACAUCAACAGCUCAGGAUUAUCGCAAAAGGCAGCAGGACGUAGAGAUGGAGCUCAUUACCGAUUCCUCGUCCCUGAGCCAUUCUAAAACAAACUAACGGCGAAAGUUGUUGUAUUUAUUCAGCUCCAAGUUGCAGAUAUUCUCCUCAGUAGCCUUAACGCCUGGCUUAAGCCCUAUUCCUCUUCUGUACAUUGAACAUAAACAUGGGCCUCGCUAACCUGCCUCAAGUGAUGGCUGCAACCUUUUGUCAUUGCGCCUCUAUUGGCAGUUCGUCGAGGAGAAGCAAUCCUUUUUUACUUGGAUGAACUUUAGGGACUGUUUGUUUAGCACGAUUGAAUUACAAAGAUGUAUUACUGGUUAUUUUGGGAAUACGGUAGCCAAUAGGGCACCUGAGAGAGUACUCGACAGUGAUAUGUUUUGUUGUUACAUUCAGUUUUCAAUUGCAUAUUCGCAAUUGGAGUCAGCUAGAUCUAAUGGAAGACUACAACUA
Molecule: messenger RNA, 1950 nt
Organism: Lolium perenne
Lineage: Eukaryota; Viridiplantae; Streptophyta; Magnoliopsida; Poales; Poaceae
Product: vacuole membrane protein KMS1
Source: RefSeq, a predicted model, not a curated record